Messenger RNA from Penicillium expansum, 585 nucleotides. RefSeq lists its product as uncharacterized. The coding region runs from base 1 to 585 and encodes 194 amino acids. The transcript has 2 exons. The record is from RefSeq and is a predicted model, not a curated record. NCBI's taxonomy places the organism in Eukaryota, Fungi, Ascomycota, Eurotiomycetes, Eurotiales, Aspergillaceae.
AUGAUAGAUGAUUGGAGCGACGAAUUCAUCCCGCGAGAGCUACGGGAUAAUAUUAUCCAACUUGACGGGCCAGACCACCAUGAACGUGAAGGGUACACGGUCAACCUGGCACAGGGUAAUUACGAGAAUGAUCUCCAAGCAGCACAAGACGCAGCAGCACAGGAUCAAAGCUUCGACCCUAAUAACAGCAGACAUUUCCUGACUGGGUCUGUUUCCACUGGCAUCAACGGAGAACGCCAGAACCCUGACGUGCGGAUGCUGGACACCUUACUCGACGUGCUCACCAACGGACCGCGCCCAUCUGAACAAUGCGAUAUAGAAAAUCCUGACUCCAUAUACAGACUUUCCCUUCCCCGUCAGCAGAUUCCUCAGAAGGUGAACGGACUCUGCGUAGUAUUUUUCGCCUACCUCGAAGCGACCAUCGUGCAAGGCAUCGAUGACACUAUUCCGCAUGACCCGCAUGACCCGCAAGUAAAUCUCCCCAGCGCGCCACCUUCAACCAAGGAGAUGGAAACGGACGUUGAGUUCUUCCUCAGAUUAUCGUGCGACAGACUCUGUGGCACAAACGACCCAGGUACAUUCUAA